UAUUAAUAUUUUAUUUUAUCUUCCUCGUUCACAUAAGCCUUCCUUUUCUUUGACUCUUCUUCUUUUCUUUUCUUUUCUUUCCUUGCUUAGUUCCUCAAAAUUUACACUUCCUUCUUUUCCUGCUGAACUAGCUGCUUCUUCUUAGUUGGAGCUGUAUGCAAUCGUUGGUGCUUUGAUUUUCAACUUUAAAGAAAAAGCCAGUGGAAGAAAUUGAAGUGGUAGAAGUGGAGAUUAUUGUAAAAGGAUAAAAAAGAGGAGGUGGCGGAUGAUGAUGAUGGUUCGUGAUGAUUGAUGGGAAGUAGAGCGGUGAAUAUUGGUAUAGAAAAUGAUAAGAAAGCUGUAACAGCGAUGCCGAGCUACGUUCCUACAGUACCCACUUCCAAUCCCAGGUUGGCAGAGGCAAACGCCAUUCAUUCUUCUUGAAUAGCAGACUUAGGAACCCUUGUGCAAUCUCUUGGAUUUUGCAUAGAUGGCAGAAAUCCUCUAUUUAAUCAAAUACAGUCAAGUACCCAAGCAAUAGCAGAUGCUCAAUUUGGUGCUAUAAAUAAGACACUUGCAUCUGCAGACAACAAUCUCUCUGCUGCCAUUGUGGGCUUACAAACAUUAACGCUUAAAAAAGAUACCUCACCAAAUCUUGUAUCGUUAUCAGCUGGUUGGGAGAAUUGGGGGAAUUCCAAUAUGGCAGAUGCCAGUCCUAGGACUGAUACUUCAACAGAUGACACUGAUGAGAAGAAUCAAAGGUUUGAAAGAGGUCAAACAAAUGCUAUUGUGGCCUCUGAUUCUAGUGACAGAUCAAAAGAUAAAACAGAUCAGAAGACAUUGCGUAGACUUGCUCAAAAUCGUGAGGCUGCAAGAAAAAGCCGGUUAAGGAAAAAGGCAUAUGUGCAGCAGCUUGAGAGUAGCCGACUGAAACUGACCCAACUUGAGCAGGAGCUGCAGAGAGCUCGUCAGCAGGGCAUAUUUAUUUCAAGCUCAGGAGAUCAAUCCCAUUCAAUGAGUGGAAAUGGUGCCCUGGCAUUUGAUGUUGAGUAUGCACGGUGGCUGGAGGAGCAUAAUAGGCAGAUAAAUGAGUUAAGGGCUGCAGUCAAUUCACAUGCUGGUGACACUGAACUUCGUACUAUUGUUGACAAUGUCACAGCACAUUUUGAUGACAUUUUCAGAUUGAAAGGCAUUGCGGCGAAAGCUGAUGUUUUCCAUAUCUUGUCAGGAAUGUGGAAAACACCAGCGGAGCGGUGUUUUCUGUGGAUUGGUGGCUUCCGUUCAUCUGAGCUUCUUAAGCUUCUUGCGAAUCAAUUGGAGCCUUUAACUGAGCAACAGUUUAUGGGUAUCCACAACUUGCAGCAAUCAUCCCAACAGGCUGAAGAUGCUUUGUCACAAGGGAUGGAAGCAUUGCAACAAUCUUUGGCUGAGACGUUGACCAAUGGCUCACCUGGUCCCUCAGGAUCAUCGGGGAAUGUGGCAAACUAUAUGGGUCAAAUGGCCAUGGCCAUGGGAAAGCUAGGGACCCUUGAGGGGUUCGUUCGUCAGGCUGAUAAUCUGCGACAGCAAACACUGCAACAAAUGCACCGUAUCUUGACAACUAGGCAAUCAGCUCGUGCCCUUCUUGCAAUAAAUGACUAUUUUUCUAGGCUUCGAGCUCUCAGUUCUCUCUGGUUGGCCCGACCACGGGAGUGAGAAGUAGAUAUAUCCCAUUGUUUGAGGUUACUCUGGAGAUUGACUGUCCUUUGAUCAAAUUUUAAUCGUGUUCUCCUGGAGCAAUGCUAUGGUUUCAUGUGGGUAAAUUGCUCUUCUUCGACUUUUGACAUCUUCAAGGAUGCAACUAUGGUGCAACUUGGUCACUUUGUUGUAUCUAUAGGUACUUGUUUGACAGUUGCGCUGGGAGGUGGGCUUAUCUUUUUGAAUGAAUUUUCUUCUCCCUUUCUGAUUGAAAAGCUUGUUUUACGAAUCCUCUUUCAUGUUCCAAACGUGCAUACAAUAGUUACACAAUGAUUUCUCUGUUAUAGUCAUUAUGGAGUGGCCACCAAAGUCCUCCAUUUUUAAUUACAUGUUCCAAAAUCCUUAGACGGUGGUGCCUCAAGAAUGUCGAAAAUAAAAGUGUUUUUGUUUUCUCA
Molecule: messenger RNA, 2111 nt
Organism: Theobroma umbraticum
Lineage: Eukaryota; Viridiplantae; Streptophyta; Magnoliopsida; Malvales; Malvaceae
Product: transcription factor TGAL1-like
Biological process (GO): DNA-templated transcription; regulation of DNA-templated transcription
Molecular function (GO): DNA-binding transcription factor activity; sequence-specific DNA binding
Source: RefSeq, a predicted model, not a curated record